Molecule: messenger RNA, 4974 nt
Organism: Phalacrocorax carbo (great cormorant)
Lineage: Eukaryota; Metazoa; Chordata; Aves; Suliformes; Phalacrocoracidae
Source: RefSeq, a predicted model, not a curated record
AGUGACAGGACACUGUCACUGCUCGCUGUGGCCAGAGCCGAUGCUGGAUGCCGGGGCCCCUGCAUGGGUAAGAACUGCUGUCAGGGUCAAACCCAGCUCCCUGUCUGCAGCCCUGGGCCUCUGUGGGACGUGAAUGUUGUACCAGUGAGGACCGGGCAGGCUGCUGUCAGCCAGAGCUGCUGGGACAGGGACAGAUGCGUGUGACAUGAAUGCUGCAGGCUGCAGAGGUUAUUUAGAGGUCUGGGUUUGGUCACUGGCAGCCAUAGAGUGCUUCUGCCUGGGGAUGUGCUGCACCCCCAGACCCAGGGCCACCCCAUAUGAUUCUGUUCCCCGCUGCCUCGCGGCAGUGAUGAGCAAGGUGGGGAGCUGGGCUCAUUCCUUCGCUGGGAGUACAAACGAGCCUGGAAGACCCUGUGGACCUAGCCCGGGCUCCAGUUUUCCUGUGGCCAGGAUGCACAGAGAACUGUGUCCUUUCUGCAGCCCUGAGAAGCCAGAGGCAAGGAUGUGGACAGGUGCUGUGACACAUCCCCUCUGCUCUCUCUGCUGCUGCUGCACUUAAGGGUGCUCCACUGGAAGGAUCAGCUGAACAUAUGUGGAAGUGGGGUGGCCUAGGGCUGCUGGCCAGACCUUCUUGCUCCAUCAUGUGCAGGAGCAGUGGGACAGUCUCACCAUCCUGCAGGAUGUGGCAGGACUUCACAGAAGCUCUGUGAAGCUCAUCAGUAUGAAAACCCUGAUGGAGCAUGGCUACUGAGCACAAACACCUGACAGAGACACCUCUGGCCAGCUGCACUUCGCCUGCAGCUCCUGCAAAGGAAAUGGUCCACUGGGGCCUCUGGAUAGCAGCAUCCCAAGCCUCUGGGUGCUGCUGGAUCCCAAGCCUGUAUCCCUCUUGCCCAAGUUGCUUGGUCCCACUGAGGCCAGCACAGCUCUGCAGCCAGAGCAGGACUUGUGGCCGGGCUGUUCCAGCCUGACCUCUCUGUGUAUCCCUAGGAGUGACCCAUGCCCUGUGCCCACCAGAGACCUGGCGAGCGGACAUGCCUGAGAGAGUUGUGUGUGCAGGGGCAUCUCAAGGCUCUGCCUCACCUGGGAAGGUCCUAGGGAGCCAGAGGGGGUGCAAGCAGAGCCGUGCUGGACCCCUCCCUGGCACACAGCUGGGGGAGAACCAAGGGGGCCCUGCAAGCCCUUGCUCCUGAAAUCAGGGUGUUGUAUUUACUUUCCCCUUUUGGCAGCUAGAAGGGGAAGCCCAUCCCAGCCCCUCAUUGUUGUCUCAGCGAGUUAAUCAGAUGCCAUAAUCCUGUUGUGGAAAUAUCGGGCCUCCCUGGAAACAAUGGGGAGCGAGAAUAUUGUGGUUAAAUUUCAACCAGCUGCCUCCCUGCUCUGUUUGAUCCCCGCCCGCAGGCCCGGGCCCCUGGCGAGCAGGCGGCGCGGCGGGGGCCGGAGCCCCGGGGGUGCUACCCCGCGCCCACGCUGCUGCGGGGGAGCCCCGCGGGACGCCCCGGGGCGGCGGGGGGACUGUGCGGCGGGCCAGGAGCGCCUCGGGGCGGUGGCGGGGCUGUCCCGGGGGGCAGGUGGCGGCAGGCACCCCCGGCGGGGUGGGCUGCGGGGCUCGGCCGGGGGGAGGAGGCUGCGGGCGGCCCGGGGCAGGUUCCGCGGGGAGGAGGCGAGAGAGGGAGGGCGCUGGGAGGCUGGGACACGGGCAGGGUGCGGUCCUGGCGGUUCCCGGUCCCGGAUCUCUUCAAUUUCCCCUCUCACUCCUGCCCGGGGAGCGGAGGCAGCGGCGGCUCCGGCUCCUGCUCCAGCCCCGCCGCGCUGACCGCCGGGGCGCAAACCGCGGGGGGCUCCGGCAGCGCCGAGCCCCGCGCCCCGCAAGCGGCCGCUCGCCUGCCAAAACAAACGGCCAUUCGCUAUUUAUUGCAGCCGCCGGGCCACGGCAGCUCAGAGAGGGCCGACACCGGCCCCGCCGCACCGGGCAGCCGGAGCGCACCCGCACCGGGCAACCGCCGCGCCCCGCCGCCGCCGCCGCCGCCACCGGCACAGGCACCGGCACCUGCCCGCCGGCUGCGCGCCGCAUGGGGAGCCCCGGGGCGGGCGGCGGGAGCGGCGGCCGAGCCUAGCGGGGCCCCCGGAGCCGCCGGUCCCCCGGGCCGCCCCGGGGCCGCCGGGCGCGCCAUGAAGCCGGCGCGGCUGCUGCUGCUGCUGAGCGGGUGCGCGCUGCUGCUGGCGCCGGCCGUGCGCGGCUGCGGGCCGGGCAGGGUGGUGGGCAGCCGCCGCCGCCCGCCCCGCAAGCUCAUCCCGCUCGCCUACAAGCAGUUCAGCCCCAACGUCCCCGAGAAGACGCUGGGGGCCAGCGGCCGCUACGAGGGCAAGAUCGCGCGUAACUCGGAACGCUUCAAGGAGCUCACGCCCAACUACAACCCCGACAUCAUCUUCAAGGACGAGGAGAACACCGGCGCCGACCGGCUCAUGACCCAGCGCUGCAAGGACCGCUUGAACUCCCUGGCCAUCUCCGUCAUGAAUCAGUGGCCAGGGGUGAAGCUGCGGGUGACAGAGGGCUGGGAUGAGGAUGGGCACCACUCGGAGGAGUCGCUACAUUACGAGGGCCGAGCUGUGGACAUCACGACCUCAGACCGGGACCGCAACAAGUACGGCAUGCUGGCUCGCCUGGCCGUGGAGGCUGGCUUCGACUGGGUCUACUAUGAGUCCAAGGCGCACAUCCACUGCUCCGUCAAGUCAGAGCACUCGGCCGCUGCGAAGACAGGGGGCUGCUUCCCCGGGUGGGCGCUGGCGACGCUGGAGGAUGGUGCCCGGACACCGUUGUGGGCACUGCGCCCGGGCCAGCGGGUGCUGGCAAUGGAUGGGGCGGGCAGGCCCACCUACAGCGACUUCUUGGCUUUCCUGGACAAGGAGCCCCGUGCCCUCACUUCCUUCCAUGUCAUUGAGACACGGGAGCCACCCCGGCGCCUGGCCCUGACUCCCACCCACCUGCUCUUCGUGGCUGAGAAUGCCUCGGUGCCUGCUGCCCGCUUCCGUCCCACCUUUGCCAGUCGCGUGCGCCCUGGACAUUUCGUGCUGGUGGUGGCAGGGGGGGGUGGCUUGCAGCCCGCCGAGGUGGUGGGGGUGCGGAACCGGAGGGACGUGGGAGCCUACGCCCCGCUGACGCGCCAUGGGACGCUGGUGGUGGAUGGCAUGGUGGCCUCGUGCUUCGCCCUGGUGCAGGAGCAACAUCUGGCACAGCUGGCCUUCUGGCCACUCCGGCUUUACCACAGCCUGGUGGGGUGGCCAGGGGCUCAGGGGGAUGGCGUGCACUGGUACUCAGGGCUGCUCUACCGCCUGGGUAGGCUGCUUCUGCCCCCCGACAGCUUCCACCCACUGGGGGUACCCCAGGCAGAUAGCUGAGGGUACGCCUCAGCCACAGCCGGCGCUGCUGGCAGAGGUGGUGGCUGCAGGGCGGCUCACCGGGGCCAGCACCCUCUCCCAUAGCUGGGUGCCCAUGGGGAGCUGCCUCCAGCCCUGCCUGCUCGGGGCAUAGUCACCUGUCUGUUGUGGGGCACCAGUGCUCCCUGGUGUGCCUCCUCCAUGCCCACCACCCCCUCCUCACUCUCUGUUCCUGGGGGCAGGGGGGAGGCAUGAAGGGUCCCCCCCCCGGACAUGGGGGUUCCCCCAGCUGGAUCCACAUGCUGCUAUUUGUGUGUGUGUGUGUGUUGUGUGUGUGUGUGUGCAGAAUUAGCAAAUGACAGAGUCUGAUAGACAAGGGGGAGCGGGGAGAGGAGAGAGUCCCUGGCUGCAGGCUGCUCCCACAGGGCUCCCAGCCUGCCUGCACCAGGUGGGAGGCUUUGGGAGAGGGGCCCCUAGGGCCCUUUGCUGGGCAGGCCAGGCAGGAGGGUGGGCGAUGCCAUUCCCACUCCUGAGACAAGGCAAAUGGGAGGAGGGUGACCCAGGUACUGGGACUGUGCCUUGCCCUUAGCCCUGACUGCGGGUGCAGGGGGGCACCCAAAACCAUCCCCUGUAAGCCUCGGGUGUCCAAGCAUGGGCAGGGCUGGAGAAGGUGGCAUGGCUCUGGCAUGAGACCCCUGACCUGGUGACACAAGUGUUGCUAGAGUGAGGGACUGGGGAGUGGGACCCUGAGCUCUGCUCAAAGCCAGCACCAUAGACACCUGGCCUGGCAUGCCUGUGGGGACGCUGUGACAGCUCAGGCUUGCAAGAGGAAACCGCGGAGGCAGGUGUGUGGGCAGGAGGGUGUGAGUGCCAGCCAGUCAUGGGCAUGGGGGUGGGAGCAGGGGUGGGGAGAGCCGGGGCUGCAGCCCCAGCCUGCUGAGGAUGGGAAGGGAAGUGGCUGGGGAGAAAGUGCUCACUUCCUGGCCUUCCCAGCAUCCCACUCUGAGCUGGCUCAGCCCAAAGCCAUGCCUUUCCCACCCCAAAGCUAAAAAAACUCCCCAAGCUCCAGACCCUGCCUGGCCUGACCUCCCCAACCCCCCAGCACCCCAAACCCUCAGGGUAACUCAUUGCUGCUCACCUGCUCCCGGGACCCGGUGGGAGCCCCGUCAGAGCUGCAGCCACAGUCCCCCCACAAAAUCCUAGCUAGAGCUUCAGCCUCCCCUAGCUCCACGUUAGCAGAGGUGAGGGGGCUGGGUGGAGCUGUGAGCCGCAUCCCCCCCUGCAGCAUCACACGUCUUUAUUUAUUUAUCUGCUCUUUGUAUGUACCAUAGAUGGGAGGCAGCGUGGGCACGUACAGGGUGAGAUGGGAGCGGGCGGGGGGGGUAAAGCUCUUUGGGUGGGGGGGUGAUUUUUUUUAAAAAAACAAAAAGCAAAAAUUAUUUAAAGAAUAUUUUAAAGCACAGUUUUUAUGGUGAUUGCUGUCCAGGGCAAAAUGAGAGAGUGUGAACACAGCCAAUGGCAGGGCUGUCUUUGUCUCUUCACUGGAUGUACCUUUCCUGGUCGGGGACACAGCCCAAUAAAUCCAUCAUCUCCCAGGCA